AUGGGGCCUGCAAGGGGCCGCUCUUCCACAAGGGAGGAUGCUCUCCGCGCGGCGACACGCAACCUCAGGGACCUGGCCCGACAGUCGGCAUGGCAGCGGGCAUUGGGCUACCUCCAAGCCAUGCCAGACGAGAACUUGCGGCCCAACGUGUUUUCCUUCGGCGCCGCCCUCAGUGCUUGCGAGCGGGGCUCCCAGUGGCUUUCGGCGCUGCUGUUGCUGCAGGACAUGGAUCACCGAAGUGUACAGCGUGAUGUCAUCAGUUGCAGCGCAGCUAUCAGUGCCUGCGAGAAGUCAGCAGCAUGGCAGUCGGCGCUGGUGCUGGUGCAGACUAUGACCAGCUCAGAGAUCCGCUGCGACGUUGUUUGCCUGGGUGCCGCCGUGGCUGCGCUGGCGGCCGGCUCCGAGUGGAGCCGUGCCCUGCACAUGGCAAGGCAGAUGGAGGAAGCCUCUGUUCCACCCAACGUCGUGGCAUAUGGUUCGGCGCUGAAGGCCUGUGAGCUCUCGCGGGGCUGGAAGCAGGCCCUGGCGCUUCUGAGGGAGAUGGAAGAUCGGCAGGUGCCCCCAAACGCGAUCUGCUUCAACUCGACCAUCAGUGCGUGCGAGAAGUCGGCGCGCUGGGAGUGGGCUUUGGAGGUCCUCUGGCAGAUGCAGGUCAGGCGGCUGCCAGCCGACGUCAUCAGCUACAGCGCCGCUAGCAGCGCCUGCGAGAAAUGCGCACAGUGGCAGUGGUCCCUGCACUUGCUGGAUGACAUGCUGCACUUGCGCAUCGAGCCUGACAGCUACACCUACGCCUCUUCCAUUUCUGAGUACCAGCUUUACGGCUGUGUCAAUGAUUGCCUGGACUGGGAAAGGCUGCUGAAAGAGACCUACGACUUUGAAGAAACCCGAGUGCUGAUUGAUCAGUACCCGGAUGGCUCUCCCACAGAGUCUGGGGCACAGCUGCCCACUCGGGCAAACAUCCUGGCGCAGCUCGGUGGUUGGCUCGUGGCUGGAGCACAGCCGGGAGACGUGCUCGUCUUCGUCUUCGCCGGCCACGGCUGCCAGGCGAAAUGGGGAAGGUAA
Molecule: messenger RNA, 1062 nt
Organism: Symbiodinium natans
Lineage: Eukaryota; Dinophyceae; Suessiales; Symbiodiniaceae
Source: the annotation of a GenBank genome assembly